Molecule: messenger RNA, 1628 nt
Organism: Thrips palmi
Lineage: Eukaryota; Metazoa; Arthropoda; Insecta; Thysanoptera; Thripidae
Gene: Kpc2
Product: ubiquitin-associated domain-containing protein 1
Exons: 6
Coding region: 221-1477 (418 amino acids)
Molecular function (GO): protein binding
Source: RefSeq, a predicted model, not a curated record
GUUUCACCAACAUUCUCAUAAAAAUCACACAUGCAAGAUUCUGACAUUUUUCGGUAAUUUCUUGGCGAUCCGCUUUCUACUUCUCCGAAUUUCAAUUUAGUGGUUGUUGAUUUUGAAUUCUACGAGUGUCGACCCAGGUGUGGCCACUCAGAGUGGGCCUGGAGCCAACAUAAGGUGGCAUGCCUGUGGCGCGUAAAAAUAAAAUUUAGGAUAGUGUUGGAUGUUGUUUGUUUGUUUGGAGUUUGGGUUCUAUACCACCGCCAAAAAUCAUUUAUCCAGUGGAACUGGCAUGACUUCGCCUGAGAGCGAGCACACGAAAAUUUCGGUCAUUUACAUGGGCGCUGUGUGGAAGACCAAAGUAAGCAACACCACCAAGAUUAACAAGUUGCUGGCCAUGUCUUUGACUUAUUUUCAUGGGCCUAGCACGCAUUCGACUUUGAGGGCCUCAAAGCACAAGAUGGUAACUGUAAGAACCAGGGAAGUACUCUCUGGUGAGAAAUCCUUGAAUGAGGAAGGUUUGAGAGAAAAUGAGGAGGUUCUUUUGGUUCAAUGCCGCUCUUCCCCUCCAAAGCAACCGCAACCAGACUUGAGGGGGCCAUCCACAGCUGAAAUGUGGGAGGCCACAAAGGACCUGGAGCCACGAAACAUUCAAAAGCCUGGACCCAAGAUACCGGAGACUGAAGAUGAGAUGGACAUAACAGUUAUGUUCACAAAAUGCUCCAUACGGUUUUCAAUAGACAGUCCUCGUAUCUGUAUUACUCUAUUUGAGACUGCUGCUCGCCUUUUGGCAUAUGCACCUAACGGAAUGGAAGUCCUACAACAAGUGAAGAAAGAGAUUAGCUCUAAGAGGGAACCCAAUCUUCACAGCCCAUAUGUAAAACAACUUACUGACAUGGGGUUUUCAGAACGCAUGGUCCUCAAAGCAUUGACAGCAAAAAGAAUGAAUGUUUCUGAGGCUAUGGAAUGGCUUCUAGAGCAAAGUUCUGGCUCCAAGGAAGAAGAGCUGCCUGAGCCAUCAACAAGCCAGGCAAAGACUUUGACAGUGUAUGAGUCAUUUCAAGACCUUUUGACCUCUGCUUUAAGGAGAAGGCAUGAUAAUUUUAAAUUGAACCAGAAACAUUUUGACCAUCUUAAGCAAAUGGGAUAUGAAGAAAGAGACAUUGAAAUUGCAUUGAGGGAGACGGACAACAGUCUGAAAGCAGCUUUGGCCUGGAUUCUUGGACAUACAUCCCGAGCUGUUCCAUCAAAGCUCAACCAAAGUUUAGAUCCCAGCGGAUCCAUGUACAAGUCAAUGAUGGCCAGUGAAAUAGUACAGCUCAAUCUUAAAAAACCAAAAUUUAUCCUUGCUUUACUAUCCAUUCUAGAGGAACCUCAGAGUCUCAGCUUGUGGCAAAGGGAUCGUGAUGUUGGUUGUGUUUUGAAUCAUUUGUCACUGCUGCACAACACUGAAAGUAGUGGAGGGAGACGAGUCAUAUGAGGUAACGCAGAUUGCUAAAAUUAAUGACGUAAUAAUUAGUUUAGUUCUGUUCAUGGAGUUGCUCUACAUACCUGGUCCUUCUCAUAUUUUAUUUAAAAUCAUUCUUGCUUUUGUUGCUAGAAAUGACAUGAAUGCACAGAGACAAAGCAAA